Messenger RNA from Manihot esculenta (cassava), 1473 nucleotides. Its product is annotated as cysteine synthase. The transcript has 10 exons. The coding region runs from base 398 to 1366 and encodes 322 amino acids. Lineage: Eukaryota; Viridiplantae; Streptophyta; Magnoliopsida; Malpighiales; Euphorbiaceae. Gene Ontology annotation, cellular component: cytoplasm. Gene Ontology annotation, molecular function: cysteine synthase activity. The record is from RefSeq and is a predicted model, not a curated record.
UCGAUACUUUGAGGAUUGGUCUCUGUUUUUAUUGCCCUGUUUUGUUGUUUUCUUAAAAGGCAAAAAAUGAGAGAAAACAAAAUGUGAAUAGAUCACAUGAGAGAGAAAGAGAACAGUGAAUUCGGAUUUGUAGUUCAGGCAAGAACAGUAAAAUAAUCCUGGUACCCAGGUUUGAGUUGAGUCCAGUAAAAGCUGUGUGUGAUGAAGUGUCCAUUUUUGUGGGUAACUUCAGUUUUCCAUGAUCAACCCAUCAAUGGAACCGUAAAGAAACUCCAAAUGAUUCCUCCCAUUACUUAUCUUAGAGUUUGCAAUUGAUUGUAAUCUUGCUACCCUUUUCUUGUCUCAAAUCUAAAAUAAUUUCUCUGAUUUUAUCUGCUUGAAGAACUACUACAAGUCCAUGGAGAAAAAUGAUGAAAUCAAGAAAGAUGUUACUGAAUUAAUAGGCAACACUCCUAUGAUUUAUCUCAACAAUAUCGUGGAUGGUUGUGUAGCCAGAAUUGCUGCCAAGCUCGAAAUGAUGGAACCUACCUCUAGUGUUAAAGAUAGAAUUGCUUACAGCAUGAUCAAAGAUGCAGAAGAUAAGGGCUUGAUCACACCAGGGAAGACAGUCCUCAUUGAACCUACAAGCGGUAAUACUGGGAUUGGAUUGGCUGCAAUUGCUGCAAUAAGGGGUUACAAAGUUAUACUCGCCAUGCCUGCUUCAAUGAGUCUUGAAAGAAGAGUUGUGCUUCGGGCUCUUGGAGCUGAGAUUCACCUUACUGACCCAGCCAAGGCCUUUGAGGGCGGACUUAAAAAAGCACAGGAGAUUUUAAGUAAAACACCUGAUGGGUAUAUGCUUAAGCAAUUUGAAAAUCCUGCCAAUCCAAAUAUUCAUUAUGAAACCACUGGCCCUGAAAUAUGGAGAGACUCAGGAGGGAAAGUUGAUGCCCUGGUAGCCGGGAUCGGUACUGGUGGCACUGCAACCGGAGCCGGAAGAUUUCUCAAGGAGAAAAACAAAGAGAUUAAGGUGUAUGGUAUAGAACCAGCUGAAAGUGCAGUCUUGAGUGGAGGAAAACAUGGCCCACAUCAGAUCCAAGGAAUUGGAGCUGGUAUCAUCCCUAGUGUUUUGGAAGUUGACAUGCUUGAUGAAGUUUUUCAAGUAUCAAGUGAAGAAGCUAUUGAAACUACUAAGUUGCUUGCCUUGAAGGAAGGCUUAUUGGUUGGGAUAUCUUCAGGAGCUGCAGCAGCAGUUGCAAUCAAAUUGGCAAAAAGGCCUGAAAAUGCUGAGAAACUCAUUGUUGUGAUAUUCCCUAGUUCUGGAGAACGCUACUUAUCUUCCAAGCUUUUUGAUUCUAUUAGGAAUGAAGUGGACAACAUGGCUUACUAGUUCUUGGUUUUAAUCAAGAAGAACUUCAUGAAAUUCUUUUUUAACUUAUAAUUUUACCACCCUUUUGUAAAAAUUUUGUAAAGAGAAAUUAUUAAUUAGUCUUUUCA